AUGGAUCCUUUAUCGGCUAUUGGGCUCGCUGGCAAUAUUCUCCAGUUCGUGGACUCCAUCCCCACGUUAGUUGGCCAAGGCGUAGAGAUAUACAGAUCGGCUGUUGGAGCCACUGCCGUCCAUACCGACCUUCGAGCCUCGAUUGAGAGACUAGAUGCCCUGUCCAAACCAUUUCGGAGACUGGUCGUCAUUCCUCGUGACGAAGAUGAGGCCCAAAUUGUCAAAACCGCUGUGGCGUGCAAUACAAUCGGAAGGGAUUUGGCAAAUGCUCUGGAUAAACUUGCUGCGACACCCCAUAGCCGAAGCUCGGGCGUAUGGAAAGCGUUGCAAUCCGUUUGGGAGCAGCCUAAAGUCGAGGAGACAGUCAAAAAACUCAACAUGUGCAAGAACGAUUUACAGUCACUACUCAGCAAAGCAUUGUAUGAUCAGCAAUCAUUCAUCCAGCGAUCAAUCGACAACCUGAAAUAA
This is a messenger RNA of Exophiala xenobiotica, 468 nucleotides long. RefSeq lists its product as uncharacterized. The transcript has a single exon. The record is from RefSeq and is a predicted model, not a curated record. Lineage: Eukaryota; Fungi; Ascomycota; Eurotiomycetes; Chaetothyriales; Herpotrichiellaceae. The coding region runs from base 1 to 468 and encodes 155 amino acids.